This is a messenger RNA of Procambarus clarkii (red swamp crayfish), 4340 nucleotides long. NCBI's taxonomy places the organism in Eukaryota, Metazoa, Arthropoda, Malacostraca, Decapoda, Cambaridae. The record is from RefSeq and is a predicted model, not a curated record.
AUGAGGGCUGUGGAGGUAGCUAGGCAGCAGAUGAGGGCUGUGGAGGUAGCUAGGCAGCAGAUGAGGGCUGUGGAGGUAGCUAGGCAGCAGAUGAGGGCUGUGGAGGUAGCUAGGCAGCAGAUGAGGGCUGUGGAGGUAGCUAGGCAGCAGAUGAGGGCUGUGGAGGUAGCUAGGCAGCAGAUGAGGGCUGUGGAGGUAGCUUGGCAGCAGAUGAGGGCUGUGGAGGUAGCUAGGCAGCAGAUGAGGGCUGUGGAGGUGAGUGUUGAUGCCAGACGCCGCCACAAGGUGCAAUUUGCAUCUGAGGUAAGUAUAUCCCGCAGCGAAUAUUGCAAAGCUCAUGUUGACAUGUGCAACAAAAAGGGCUUGCCACAGACGCCCAAGAGUGGUGCCAAAUCGUGUCCGUACAAUGGCGUGGAUCACCUCUCUCACCCGCCAGAGUGGGCUACAGCUCCAGAUGAUGACAAUUCGCUGGUGUACGAGGACGGGGUGCUGGUGUCCGGGUCGCUCCAGGCGCUGGUCCAGCACGCGGUGCCAACAGCAGUCUACUACCCCGACACCGCCUACCUCUUCGCCUUCCUCCUCUCUUCUCGCCUCUUCAUCAAGCCCCACGAGCUCCUCCAGCGGGUGUGUGACGUCGGCUUCACGCAGCAGGGCCUCAGAGGCAACGACCUGGGAACUAUCAAUAAGGAGAAGCUGGGGAGGUUCGUACCCCAUAUGGUACAGCUGCUGGGGGAGUGGAGCGAGACCUUCCCAUACGACUUCAGGGACGAACGCAUGAUGGGCGGAGUGCGCACCAUGACGCAUCGCUGCAUCGCACUCGAACCCACACUCCGGCGGGACGUGACGCAGGUACUGCACAACCUGCUUAACAAGCUGACCCAGCUGGAGCGAUACGAGGAGGGUCUAGCCAAGCUUCCAGCUCCCCCACCUGCUGACUUCAUCCCUCAGCCAACGGACAUCACAGAAGUAUGCCAGAGCCCGCUGGUGAUGGCCCAACAGCUUACGCACAUCGAGCUGGAGAAGCUCUCCUACAUCGGGCCCGAGGAGUUCGUUCAAGCCUUCGCCAAAGACAACCUGGACGCCUGCUACAAGGACCUCAAGAAGACCAACAACUUGGAGUCUUACAUUCAGUGGUUCAACAGACUUUCUUACCUGGUGGCGACGCACGCCUGUACGCACGUUAAGAAGAAGCAGAGAGUGAAGGUGAUAGAGUGGUGGAUUGAAGUGGCUCGGGAGAGUUUCAACAUCGGCAACUUCAACUCCCUGAUGGGUAUCAUCGCUGGUCUCAACAUGUCCAUCGUCUCCAGACUCAAGAAGACGUGGAGCAAGGUCCAGAGUGCCAAGUUCUCGGUGCUGGAGCAUCAGAUGGACCCCUCCAGUAACUUCAGUAGCUACAGGUCUACGCUGAAGGCGGCCAUGUGGCGGUCAGCCGGAGCCGUCGACGACAGGCAGAAGAUAGUCAUCCCUUUCUUCAGCCUCCUGGUCAAGGAUCUUUACUUCCUCAACGAGGGCUGUGCCAGCAGGUUGCCUAAUGGGCACAUCAACUUCGACAAGUUCUGGCAGCUGGCUAAGCAGGUGACGGAGUUUAUGGCCUGGAAGCAGGUGACUUGUCCCUUUGAGAAGGUCCCAGACGUGAUCAAUUACAUGCAGACCACCAACGUCCUCACGGAGACAGGUUUGGCGCUGGCAUCGUUCGAGUGUGAAGGGCCAGACAACAGCUACGAGAAGGAGCGAUACAAGAACCUCAAGGCGGACACACAACAGUCAGCAGAGAGCGAUCGUCACAACUAGCCUAAUUGCCUAAGAGGACGAGAACCCUCAUUCCCAUGUGCUGCCUCAUGAUGAUAAACCCCUCACUGAACUACCUGGUGAAACUUAAAACCCCAAAAAAACUUUCUCUUUGUCCACGUUCCCCACAAGGCCACAGUUUCCUCUGUACAAAAGUGAACACAAGUGAACAAUGAACACAAGAAGUCCUAUGAACAUCGACCUGGGCCACAAACGCGCACAUUAUCUGAAGAAGUUUUUAAGUGUUGGUGCCGUGCAAAGACAAAGUGUUUUGUUUUAUAUAUAAUAAAAGACGGAUUUUUAAGUGGUGUGACUAUUCUUUUGUGGAGGUGUGUGAGGUGAAGCAGAACCUCUGAUACCUCCCCCUCCCCAGUGAUUCAUAGACUGCUCUUAUCUCAGCCCUCCACACCUUCAGUCCUCACACUGGAAACCUCUGGGACUUUGCAAUAUGCAAGUGGGGCCGCCCUUAAGUGGAAGAAAAAGCAAAACGUAAUAACUGAGUAUCUUAUCAAUGGUGGCCCUGCAAUUCGCCCCCAAACAUGAGACCUUUUAUAACACAGUAAAUUAAGUCUGUUUACCUGUGAAAUAAUUUGUAUUUACAUGUUAGCUAUCACGUGUUUGCAGUGACAAACGACCAAUAAGAGUUAGUGAGAGCGUAUUUGUGCGUAUGAGCGUAUAACGAGGAUGGGGUUUAAUGCUACAAGUGGUUGACUAAAUAGAAGUGUACAUACAAGCGUCAUUUUUUUGUGUGUUUAAUGGAUGAUGAUGAAGUGCGUGAGUCGGGUGAAUGAAGGACUGGGUGUCAGAGAGGGAGUAAAGCAGGUGUAAACAGGUGUGUGAUGUAGGCAGGCUUGUGUAGAGUGCUCUCGUUCAGAAGCUGGACGCUCCUCCAUGUGGAAAUUCACAUUUUAUCCUCAGUCACAUUUAGUUUAAUCGGUGUUUGUAUAUUUUAUAAAUUAUUGGACAUUUUAAUGUGUUUAUUUAACUGUGUUAGAGCUAGUCUGAGUUUAAAUCUGGAUUUAUAGAAUUUAAACAAAAGUUUAUAUUAUGUCAAGUGCAAAGACUUGUGUAUAUAAUUAUUCUGUCAAAGAGUCGGCAAAAGAUCGCUUAACUUUUUUUUUAUGACAUAAAAUUAUUCGUAUGUUUGAUCUUUUUAAUGUCAUAAUCACUUGGACAAUAUUCGUGACAUUCCGUAACUAGUCUAGUGACACUAGGAGCAAUGUAAUUGGAUAGUCAAUUGGAUUAUAGCUGUCAAAGCUAAAAAAAAAAAAUGGCCCAAGAGUGCUGUAGUUGCUACUUUUGUCCAUUGUAUAAUGUAACCACGAAACAAAAAUAAAAAUCAUUGUUUACGAUAAACCUAAUUUGCUUUAUAUUUAAUGACUACACAUACAUUCAAUGGCUUUCAGUUUUAUUUUGAAAUCCCCAUUAAUGUACCUAAAACCUAACCUCAAUUACCAUAUGGCAAAUUACCGUUACAUUUUCAGCCUACGUCUGCUCCAAUGUCUUGUGUAAUGUGUAUGACUAAAAUGUACUCUUUUUAGAAAACGCCGUUUUUAACCAAUCUUUAAACAUACAUCAUAGAAACGCGUGUUGACUAAAUCUCAAACUUCAAUAGUGACCCGAAUGACAAACUACUAUUCAGCCUUUGUUUUAAUUUUGUAGAUGUUGUAACUUUUUAAUUUGUAUAUUUUGUGCAGUAUUUGUUAAAUUAUUCACGAAUAUAUGUUCUUGUAUAGCCAUUAUUCAUGUCCUCUUAGUUACAACCUGUGUGCCUCACCUUGCACGCCCACACACCUGACUUAAACUGUAUGUUAUAUAUUAGUUUCCUUUGGUUUUAUAGGACUUGGUGUCUGGUCAGAUGGUCAAAAGUUGUAUCCAAACGUUUUUAUGGAAGAUCUGUGUACAUAUUUAUAUAUUCAUAGAUGAAUAUAUAUAUAUUUAUCUGUCAUAGUUUCCUUUUUAUACCAGUACGUUGACGUACAGUGCAGCAAGCUGUACGUUGACGUACAGUGCAGCAAGCUGUACGUCUAGGCUUACUCUUCCUGUUCAGCCACAUUACCACCUGUUUCUCUACAUGUAGGUAAUUGGUAUACUGUGUGUAUGUAUGUGUGAAUGAAGUGUGCGUACAAACUUAUCAAACCAAAGAUUUCUUAUGUUCUUGAUUCCUUUGGCAAAACUCCCCAACAGAAUGAAAGGCAUAUGACGAAGCGUGUCAUUAAAGUCGUAUUAUAUAUUUUGAAUUAUAUGUAUAUUUAAUAAUCUUUGGGGCUGGAGGGGGGGGGUUUUGCCAAAAGAAGGAAGGUUUGCUUAUCGUGUACAUAAUAACUUGUAAAGCACCCUGUUGAUUUCCUCUAUUUGUAUAAAUGGAAUUUAGACGAUCUGAUUAUCCGUUCCCCCCACAUCAACGCCCGCAGACCCCCCUAACUCCCACCAUCAAUACCGCCACCAACCUGCAACUGCUGUUAUAUAUCAAUAAUCCCUCUUGCCAGAUGUUCUAUAGUGCAGCUGUUCUUUGCCACAAGUUCAUUCCCUAAUCCCGCUCACUGGCCCCU